AUGUCGUCAACAAACCCCGAUCCCUCGGCCUCAGCCCCCGCCUUCAUCCCUCUUGAAGCGAACCCAGAGCUCAUGACGACGCUCCUUCACAAGCUCGGCCUUUCGUCCGCUCUUGGGAUCCACGAUGUCUUUUCGUUGACAGACCCGGAAAUGCUCUCCUUCAUCCCACGGCCCGCGCUCGCUGUGCUUCUCGUAUUCCCUGUUAGCGCCGCCUACGAAAGCCAUCGUCUGGCGGAGGAUGCCCUGCUGGAGGAAUACAAGGGUAAGGGACCGAACGAGCCGGUUAUCUGGUUCCGGCAGACGAUCAGGAACGCGUGUGGCCUUAUGGGAUUGUUGCAUGCUGUGGCAAAUGGUCCUGCGAGGGAGUACAUCGAAAAGCCAUCUGAUUUGAACACCCUCAUUGAGAACGCCGAACCGCUCGAUCCCGCUGGUCGCGCACAGCUCCUCGAGAACACGCCUGCGCUGGCGACAGCUCACCGCGAAGCCGCAUCGCAGGGCGCCACCGAGGCUCCCCAGGCACAGGACGACGUUGACCUGCACUACGUCUGCUUCGUGCGCGGUAACGACGGCACGCUCUGGGAGCUUGACGGCCGUCGCAAGGGACCUCUGGCAAGAGGUCAACUCGAGGAUGGCGAGGAUGUGUUGAGUGAGAAGGCGCUUACCUGGGGACCUCUGAAAUUCCUUGAGAGAGAGGGCGCCGACUUGAGGUUUAGUGCCGUCGCGUUGGCUGGAUCGCUUGAAUAA
This is a messenger RNA of Colletotrichum truncatum, 744 nucleotides long. Its product is annotated as ubiquitin carboxyl-terminal hydrolase. Gene Ontology annotation, cellular component: cytoplasm. The record is from RefSeq and is a predicted model, not a curated record. Lineage: Eukaryota; Fungi; Ascomycota; Sordariomycetes; Glomerellales; Glomerellaceae. Gene Ontology annotation, biological process: protein deubiquitination; ubiquitin-dependent protein catabolic process. Gene Ontology annotation, molecular function: cysteine-type deubiquitinase activity.